This is a messenger RNA of Cyprinus carpio (common carp), 3131 nucleotides long. Its product is annotated as Meis homeobox 2a. Bases 443 to 1678 code for a protein of 411 amino acids. The transcript is spliced from 13 exons. The record is from RefSeq and is a predicted model, not a curated record. Gene Ontology annotation, biological process: positive regulation of cell population proliferation; brain development; embryonic pattern specification. Lineage: Eukaryota; Metazoa; Chordata; Actinopteri; Cypriniformes; Cyprinidae. Gene Ontology annotation, molecular function: RNA polymerase II cis-regulatory region sequence-specific DNA binding; DNA-binding transcription activator activity, RNA polymerase II-specific.
UAAUAAAACAAGAAAGCGGACCGGAGGCAUAAAGGAGACAGGGACUUGUGGGAUGAAAACGGGGCUAAAAAGAUUCAUCCUCUCUUGAACAUCAUCACCAACCAUCAUUCAUUCAUUACCUUGACAACCUCUGGCUUUGAUUGACAGCUGGAGUGGCAAAAAGCCAUGAGACGCGACAGUUUAGUUACACGCAGGUUGUUGAUGGGCCGGCUGUAACCUUCAGUUUGGUGCUCGACUUUUUUUUCUUUUCUUUUCUGGGGGGGCAAAGAGGAAAAGAAGAAUAAUUGCAAAACUCUUCCUGAUGCCUGCGCUCGUUCUGGAGAAUAGGAGGAAUUCGCCAAGUUUGCUGGAAAAGGGGAUCUAUUGCAGCGCAUGAGUUUGUGAGCGGACUGGGAAAUUCAAUCUACGACACAGAUCCAGAGGUUUAUUGGAGCGCAGGCUGAUGGCGCAAAGGUACGAUGAGUUGGCUCAUUACGGCGGCAUGGACGGGGUCGGUAUGUACGGGGAUCCUCACGCGCCUCGGCCGCUGCCGCAGGUCCAUCAUCUGAAUCACGGACCGCCGCUCCACGCCACCCAGCACUACGGCACACAUGCCCCCCAUCCCAACGUCAUGCCCACCAGCAUGGGCUCAGCUGUCAACGACGUGUUAAAGAGGGAUAAAGAUCAAAUUUACGGUCAUCCUCUGUUUCCUCUGCUGGCUCUGGUCUUUGAGAAGUGUGAGCUGGCCACAUGCACUCCCCGCGAGCCCGGGGUUGCUGGAGGAGACGUGUGCUCCUCAGACUCCUUCAACGAGGACAUCGCUGUCUUCGCCAAACAGGUCCGCGCAGAAAAACCUUUAUUUUCUUCAAAUCCUGAAUUGGAUAAUUUGAUGAUACAAGCCAUACAAGUAUUACGAUUUCAUCUUUUGGAGCUAGAAAAGGUGCACGAACUCUGCGACAAUUUCUGCCAUCGGUACAUCAGCUGUUUGAAAGGAAAAAUGCCCAUAGAUUUAGUGAUUGAUGAACGGGAUGGCAGCUCAAAAUCAGACCACGAGGACAUCUCGGGAUCUUCAACUAACUUAGCCGAUCAUAUGGGGAAAAUGGACGGAUGGUUCCGCUCUGACGGUCUCCAGAACCCAGCGUCCUGGAGAGAUCACGAUGAUGCCACGUCCACACACUCGGCCGGCACGCCGGGACCCUCCAGCGGAGGACACGCGUCGCAGAGUGGAGACAACAGCAGCGAGCAAGGAGAUGGUUUAGACAACAGCGUGGCCUCACCCGGCACGGGCGACGACGACGAUCCAGACAAGGACAAAAAGCGUCAGAAAAAACGGGGCAUCUUCCCCAAAGUCGCAACCAACAUUAUGCGGGCAUGGCUCUUCCAGCAUCUCACACACCCGUAUCCUUCAGAAGAACAGAAGAAGCAGCUCGCUCAAGACACAGGCCUCACCAUCUUACAAGUAAACAACUGGUUCAUUAAUGCCAGAAGAAGAAUAGUGCAGCCCAUGAUUGACCAGUCAAAUCGAGCAGGUUUUCUUCUUGAUCCUUCAGUGAGCCAGGGAGCAGCGUACAGUCCGGAGGGGCAGCCCAUGGGCAGCUUCGUGCUGGACGGACAGCAACACAUGGGCAUCCGGCCAGCAGGUCCUAUGAGUGGCAUGGGCAUGAAUAUGGGCAUGGACGGCCAGUGGCACUACAUGUAACGGCUGUACAGUAAAGAAAAGGGGGAAGUGAAUCGAGGCGUGCCGGGGGAGUUCGUACCUCAGUGUGGUCCUGUGGGCAUCACCCCCUCGUCUCAUGUGUCUGUCACACCGAUCUCCUCAUCUCCCUCGCCGUGCGGCCAUGCUAAUGCACAGACCCCCUCCUCGACCUCGACUCCUCUGACCCCUGACCACAGCGCUGCUGGACCGGCCGAUGACCGAAGGGAACCAACCAAUACUGGACAAUAACCCCACGAAAGAUUUGUGAAGGAAAAGAGAAUGUGCUGAAGCAUCCGACAGCAGAAUUAGAAGCUUCACACGGAAUUCCAGACGAGCUGUGAUCGUUUUUUAUCUUGUGAAAUUUUGUUACUUUUGUUGCUGGAGGACCAAGAGCUGACAAAAACACUUUGUAAAGAUUUGGAUGUUUCAGCUUAUUAAACACACACACACACACACACACACACACACACACACACACACACACACACACACACACACACACACACACGAUAAAGAAGAAGAAGAAAAAAAAAAGACAAGAGACUCCAAGAGUUCAAACUACUGUAGUAUAAAAGCAUAGACACUAAAUGAAAUCUUGUACAUUUUUAUCCUCACUCACUUUAUGUUUCAUGAGCUAGUCCUAGAGUAAAUCGUUGCCCUGUUUUUCACACUGUGUGUGCUGACCCCCGAGGCAGAGGAGCUCCGAUCGCGCAGUAACGGGAGAAACGGACCACGGUUCCGGUGAUGACGAUGAUUCCUCCUCCAGCAGAGUCUCUGCCGAUCGAAGCCUGCUCUCCUGCUCGGUUUUCCUCAUGCAUUUUCCCUUUCUGGUCCAUGAAUGAAUGUUGCCCCGUAGGUGAAGUUCUUCGUUUGAAUUGCCCAAGCACUGGAUUGUGUUGCUUUUAUACGUUUUUAUUUUAUUAUUAUUAUUAAUAUUAUUAUUAUUAAUUUUGUAUCUGGGACUCUCAGAGUAAGAGCCUUAUGAAGGACGUGUAUCCUCGAGGAAGCCACCGUCCUGCAGCAGUGGGAUCAGUGUAUUAUUAUCUGCAGUAACAAGGACGAUGGCGACGUCUCUGGAUUCUGUGGCACAUCGACGCGCUGAAAGACUUUACAAGGAUGAAAAGAACUUAAAUUAUGAACUCAAAGCUCGGCGAGAAGCUGAGACAAUAUUGUAAGAAACUUCGUACAGAGUUCAGUCUAUUAAUUGUUUCAUGUUAGAUAUUCUAUGUGUUUACCUCAAUUGAAGACGAAUGUUUUUGCUAGUUUCAGAUCUGCUGUGGCAUUGAUAUUGUUAUGUCCAUGACCCCCCCUCCUUUAUCAGCACGUGCUCCACUAGAAGAUGAGAUCCUGUCUCCCUCGAGCUUUGUCAGAAAUACAUUCAGUACUUGUAUGAGGACUGUGGCGUGAUGUUUCAAAGGUGUUCAGUCACAAAUGCUGUAAUAAAUAUUUCAUUUUU